UUGAACUGGCUCAACACAAGUUCGUGGGAGCGUGUAAGUUCCACGAGUUGGAAAAAAAAGAUAAGAAACAGGUGUGACCCUUUUAUAAGGCGUGAAUGCCCAUCCCUCAGACGGAUUGCUUCUGGAAACAAUGGACAGCCCGUUCCAGGAAAUUUCCGAGUGGAAGAGGGCGACCUGCCCUCAGAUCUAAAGCCGGGACAAGUCCGCGUAAGAACCCUGUUCCUCUCGGUGGAUCCGUACAUGUGACUAUAGCCUAAACUGUGGCAUUCCAGCCCUUUCCAAACCCUAUUCCUAACCCCGAGCACAAGGCCCGAACCUCAGCCUUCAUCAUAAUCCUAAAAGUACACUGACAUCGUAUCAAAGUUGUCUGUCCUCUCCCAAAGCACAGAAAAAAUCUCAAAGGACAUUCAUGUGCAGCUAUUAAGCGCUGCCGAAUGAACGAGGACACGGGCACGGACUAUCUGUUGCCGUGGCAGCUGUCGGAGUGCGUGGACGGCGGGGGUGUGGGCGUGGUGGAGGACAGCAAGCACGCUGCGCUCUCGAAAGGAGACACCGUGACUUCAUUUAACUGGCGCUGGCAGACCGAGGACGUGGUGGAUGGCGCAGGGCUGCAGAAGGACUGUGUUUCACUUUUAAAAGCCCUCCUAAAUAAAAUGGUCCCUGGAUUUCAAUGGCCUAAAGAUUGGUUCUUUUUGCUUUUUCAGCUGGACCCUCAGCUGGUCGACGGCCACCUGUCCUACUUCCUGGGCGCUGUGGGCAUGCCCGGACUCACAGCUUUGCUGGGGGUGAGGGAGAAGGGCCAUGUGACCGCCGGUGCCGGUCAGACCAUCGUGAUCAGCGGAGCAGCUGGAGCGUGCGGCUCUCUGGCUGGACAGAUUGGCAGGCUGGAUGGCUGUUCCAGAGUCGUAGGAGUCUGUGGCUCUGACGAGAAGUGUGGCAUCCUGGUGUCUGAGCUGGGCUUCACCUCCGCCAUCAACUACAAGCGUGAGGAUGUGGCCAGCCGGCUGAGGGAGUGCUGUCCCAAGGGAGUGGACGUUUACUUUGACAACGUGGGUGGACCCAUCAGUGACACCGUGAUCGCCCAGAUGAAUGAAGACAGCCAUGUGAUCCUGUGUGGUCAGAUCUCCCAGUACAACAAGGAUGUCCCUUACCCCCCUCCCCUGACUGCCUCUACCCAGGAGCUGCUGUUCAGGAAGAAUAUCACCAGGGAGCGGUUUACUGUGUUGAACUAUGUGGAGAAAUACGAAGAAGGCCUUAUGCAGCUGAGCCAGUGGAUAAAAACUGGGAAAUUGAAAGCCUUGGAGACUGUUGUACAGGGGAUUGAGACCAUGGGAGAGACAUUUUGCUCCAUGAUGGAAGGAGGGAACAUUGGUAAGCAGAUAGUGCAGAUAUCAGUGUAACUAGGAUGAGACGCAUCCGAGCAACCUGAAAUGCCCAGAACAGUGCCUUAUGACCAGUGGGGUAUGAGAGAAGGGGAGACUUAUGAACAGUGGUUUGGGUAUUUGUCUUCUCAAAGACCGUGAAAGAACGCAAUGUUUCACCAUACUACCAAUCACUGUCAUUAACACCCUUCCCCCAAAAUUGUGUUGAGUACAUAUGUUUUGGAUGGCUAUAAUUUUGUCUGUCCGUCAUCAUAUUUGUAUGUAACAUUGUCUAAAAAUGAAAUGUUUAAACAUACUUUAAAAUGUAAUAAAAUGGUCUAUUCUGAUAA
Molecule: messenger RNA, 1711 nt
Organism: Lepisosteus oculatus (spotted gar)
Lineage: Eukaryota; Metazoa; Chordata; Actinopteri; Semionotiformes; Lepisosteidae
Source: RefSeq, a predicted model, not a curated record